Molecule: messenger RNA, 3310 nt
Organism: Solea solea (common sole)
Lineage: Eukaryota; Metazoa; Chordata; Actinopteri; Pleuronectiformes; Soleidae
Gene: nfe2
Product: nuclear factor, erythroid 2
Exons: 3
Coding region: 806-2239 (477 amino acids)
Biological process (GO): regulation of transcription by RNA polymerase II
Cellular component (GO): nucleus
Molecular function (GO): RNA polymerase II cis-regulatory region sequence-specific DNA binding; DNA-binding transcription factor activity, RNA polymerase II-specific
Source: RefSeq, a predicted model, not a curated record
CCGCUGAAUGACAUGCUUAUUCAAAAAUGAUUGUAUAUCAUCUUAUACAUGUACAUACAUCCUCAUUUUUUUAAUUAAUAUUGUUACACAAUAGGAAGCAAUAUAACAGAUGUGUGCGGAUAGGGCAUAUACUGUAUAGCAGCAGCAUCCCUAGUGCCGCUGUUAAAUUCAAGUUAAUUACAUGUUUGUCAAUGCAAUGACAUAAAGGUUCGUUGUCACGUCAAUAACAAAUGGACCAAAUCGGAGCUUUUUCAGCAUUCAUAUUCACUUUGUUUUUUAAGCAAAUAAAAUAUCUUAUUUCUGAUUCAUUAUUUGUGUUACAUAGGAACAAGUAAUUAAUAAGAACAUUUCCUGACAUUCUAAAACUUUAUAUACUGGUUGACUUCGGCCUGAAGUCUGUGAAUAUUCACCCAUACGCCAUAUUUUCCAUAGCAGCCGUCAAGCCUUAGUCUGCCUUUCAAAGCUGUUUUCCCGUAGAUUGUCUUAUCAGGGGCUGGCAUAGCUGCACAGCGGGACAGCUGAUGGGAGGAGUCAACUCAACUGAACUCAAACCUCAAUGUAUUCCAAAAGAACUUACACAACACCCAAACAGUCAUUUAUUUAGCACCAGCAGGUCUAUAGAAAUGUAAAGUAUGUAUUACAAAUAGAUGUUAUGGGCAUGCUCAUGACUAAAUGGACCAUAUAUCUAGUUUGAUAUUACUUUUUUUCUUUUUUUUUUUACUGUUGGCUUAAAUGUAGGAUUUUUUUCUACCCAAUGUUUGGUGUCUUCAACAGGUUGACUUUGUCCAGCAAGAGUCUCUCCUGAAUGUGUUCAACAAACAGUAGUGUUCUCCCACUGAGGAGAGCCUGUGAGGUAUUACCAACUCCAGGCAGGGUGUGUGGGGGAGGGCCCAUGCCACCUACUUUCCCUGGACCCAGGCCUCAUGGAGCUCCACAGGACGCAGAAAUUGAUGUAGCUUGGCAGGAACUGAUGGCCAUCUCAGAGCUCCAGCAGUUUGAAGUCCCUGCAGACGGCUCCUAUGUAGCACCACAGUACCAAACUAUGGAGCCCAUGAACCCGAUGGGAGGGUAUGAGAUGGCUCAGUCCCACUCUGUGCAUCCUCCUGCUGCGUGUGAUCUCAGUUCCACUGUUCCUUACAAUGGAUGUUACUCCGAAGAAAUGCCCAAGUAUCGGCAAAGCAGCCGAGUAGAGUCAAUGUUCGGACACUCUGAAUAUCAGCUCAAUCAAAGAAUGCAUCCGAUCUCCUCUCAGGCUCUGCCUUCGCUCAUUAGGGAACAGAUAAACAUGUCAGGUAACAGUCAGGGACACAGGACAGCCAACGCUUGUUUCUCUCAGGGUAUAAGUCAGCACAUGAUAUGGACUAAUCAUAGACCAGAUGUUCACUUGACUGAUGAUCCAGAGUCAGACUCUGGUCUGUCUCUGGGUUCGACUCCACCUCUGGCCUCUCCUGAUAAUCCUGUUGGUGGUGUCCCUGGGUACCAGAGUGUGGACAUAGGUAUGACGUAUAGUGAUAGCGAAGUAGACCACAUUGCAGAACAAACCAGAAGAGCACAUGUGAAUUACUCAAUGGAAUAUCCGAGUCCGUCUCAGUCAUAUCUACAUUCAGUUUCCGAGCCUAAUUUUUCACCCCAGCCCUCUUCAUCUCUUACACAGCCCAAUGAACUGACUGCACAGUCCAUGAAACAAGGACCAGCUGCCAUUCUGAACAACCUUUUUAUUGACUCUGGAGUGUCCCGCAGAGGGAGCUCACUGCAUGACAUCUAUACAAAGCCACCAGGAAGCACCUCUUCUCCACUGAGCAGAGAUCAGCGGCGGGCAAUGGCUUUGAAAAUACCCUUCCCCAUUGACAAGAUCAUCAAUCUCCCUGUAGAUGACUUCAAUGAGCUUCUGACACAUUACACCCUAACAGACAGUCAACUAGCACUGGUCAGGGACAUAAGACGAAGGGGCAAGAACAAGGUAGCAGCUCAGAACUGCAGGCGGAGGAAGCUUGAGAGUAUAAUUCACCUUGAACGAGAAUUGAACCAGCUGCAAGCCCAGAGAGAGCACCUGGCCAAGGAAAAGAUGGAGUUCCAACACAACCUAGGCUUUAUCAAACAUCGCCUGACAGACCUCUAUACUGAAGUCUUUUCUCAUUUGAGAGAUGAAGACGGACAACCUUACUCUAUAGAUGAAUACUCCCUACAACAAACCCCUGAUGGUAAAAUUUAUUUGGUACCUCACAGAUACACCAAGUGAGGAACAACGCUGAAGAGCUAGUGUCUUCAUUCAUGAUACUGCACAGUGUUGUUUUUCUAGUGAUUAAUUCAUGCAUUUGCAGCUUUACCAUAACUCUUUCAGUGUAAAAAUGCAUGAUUGAUAAACAGCAAAAAAACUAUUGUUUCUUAUGAAUAUACUUUAUUUAAAAAAGAAAAGUAUAAAAGCAUUUAUUUUUAAAAAAAACUGCACAGCAGUUAAAGGGUAAAAAAAAAACUUCAGCACCAACAUGAUUGUUCAACCUAUGGGUGGGGGGGAAACAGAAUUGGAUUAAAAAAUAAACAUACAUUUAUAUAUAAUGUGCAAUGAUUUGCAAUCUGUACCUGAUCAGGCAAUUGUCAAAACAUGAAAACCAGCCUUUGGACCUUGUGUAGUUACCUAGAAAGCAAAAAGAGCAUGUAAGUCUUUCAAGUAUUUGUUCUGUUAAAAGCAUGCAAUUUUUUGGAGAACAUCGAAGCACAAUUAUGUGUCCAAUAUUACCAGUCAAUGGUGUGUAAGUCAAUAAAAUCUGUUUGCACAAAAUGUUACGUCAUUAUUGGGGUACAAAACUUACUACCAGCUACACGACAAAAGCAAGAUACUGUAUACCAUCAGUAGUUGAGAAGGCUGGUCUUACCUACAGGCAGUACUUAAGCCUUUUGGUAGCUGCUGCCUGCUAGCCUCAGGCUUCUGUUCUCACUCUCCCCUGCUUCAAUGAUCCUGGCGGUGGUUUUGCUACUUCUCUCCCUCAGCUGGCUUCCAUGGCUAGCCUCAAAGACUUUGCAUGUAAGCUAGCAGUCUCCAGAUGAUCUUUGCAGAACUUGGGGUAGUUUGUGGGCUCUGUAUGGUGAUUGCGUUUGUGCACAGCUGCCCAUCCCCCACCCACUGCAUGCAACAUCCCUUCCCAAAUCACUGAAGAGGCUAACAAGACUUAAAAAACUGAAAGUUGGUUUAUUUCAGCUUGAUUAGAUGCAGUUACAAAUAAAAACCAGACUUAAAGAAAAAUCUACAUAAAACCUCAAUGGAAUGCUUGCUUUCCAGAAACAAUUUGAAAAAAAAAAAGAAAAAAGAAAA